Molecule: messenger RNA, 4997 nt
Organism: Betta splendens (Siamese fighting fish)
Lineage: Eukaryota; Metazoa; Chordata; Actinopteri; Anabantiformes; Osphronemidae
Product: E3 ubiquitin-protein ligase RNF19A-like
Exons: 11
Coding region: 545-3199 (884 amino acids)
Biological process (GO): positive regulation of proteasomal ubiquitin-dependent protein catabolic process; ubiquitin-dependent protein catabolic process; protein polyubiquitination
Cellular component (GO): ubiquitin ligase complex; cytoplasm
Molecular function (GO): zinc ion binding; ubiquitin conjugating enzyme binding; ubiquitin protein ligase activity
Source: RefSeq, a predicted model, not a curated record
GACCUCUAUUGGAGCUGUUGUCGUUCAUAACGGAGCGGAUAGGUGGGACCGAGAUAGAGGAAAAUACGUGCUAGUAGCAGUAGGGGUGUAAUUCACGCACUGAAGUGGUGCAACUGAGUAAUUUACUUGUAACAGGCUCUGGAAUGUUGAAAGUUCCCCAUCUUAUUUGCUUUUGUUAGCCGAGCAAGUGUCAGUGGCAACAGAAGAUUGGAGCCCAAAGAGAGAGGAGCUGCCUUCAGCCAAACGUCGGGCUCUCUGUAGGUCCUGUUGCAACAGUUUCACAGCAGGUUAAUCCCACCCUUCCGCCAAAAUCCGGCUGUUAGAUGUGACCACGAGGUUGAUCAGGAGAAGCCACCAUGUCUUAAACACAGAUGGGGCUGGUGGAGCCUCAUCCCUGCACCCCGGCCCACCUUCCUCUUCCCCCAUCCACCACCUUACCCCUUCUCCAAGUCCCAUCCCAUUCCCAGACCUUUCUGGACAUGCGAGGGACCAGCUGCCUAACCCUGGCUCCCCCCUGGCACACCCCUCCCCUCCCUUGAGAGAGAUGAGUCUGCAGAAGCACCAGCAGCUUGUUCGUGGUAGCGGUGAAGUGAUGGGAUCUGACAGGGACCUGCAGUCCACUGCUUCCUCCAUUUCCCUGCCGUCUGUGAAGAAAGCCCCCAAGAAGAGGCGCCUCUCCCUGGCUGCUCUUUUCAGACGGCGCGGGAGAGAGUCAAAAUCAGGGCGCCAAAGGUCCAGAGAGCUCCAGCACUCUGGACCUGGAGGACUUGGCUGGGUGGAUGGCAUUGCUAGCAUUGAGAGUAUCCACUCUGACAUGUGUAAUGAAAAAAACUCUGCCUUCUUCUCUGUGGCUGGGACCGGAGAAGCCUCUGCUGCUGCUGCUCCUGCUGCCGCUGCCGCUGCCGCCGCCUCCGCCUCAUCUGCCUCAGGGCCUUCAUCCUCUACCUCCUCCUCCAAAGGGGGUGAAGGGGUGGCAGGAGAGCUUCUGGAGUGCCCGCUGUGCCUUCUGCGUCACUCUAGAGAGAGCUUCCCUGACAUCAUGACCUGUCACCACCGCUCCUGCAUUGACUGCUUGCGCCAGUACCUUCGCAUUGAGAUCUCCGAAUCACGCGUCAACAUUAGCUGCCCCGAGUGCUCAGAAAGAUUCAACCCACACGACAUCCGCAUGAUCCUGGGUGACAGGGCGCUAAUGGAAAAGUAUGAGGAAUUCAUGCUGAGGAGAUGGCUGGUGGCUGACCCUGACUGCCGCUGGUGCCCUGCUCCGGACUGUGGAUAUGCAGUGAUCGCCUUUGGGUGUGCCAGCUGUCCUAAGAUCACAUGUGGCAGGGAGGGCUGUGGUACAGAGUUCUGUUACCACUGUAAGCAGUUGUGGCAUCCCAACCAAACCUGUGAUGCAGCACGGCAGCAGAGGGCCCAGAGCCUCCGCCUGAGGACCGUUCGCUCAUCAUCCCUGAGCUACAGCCAAGAAAGUGGAGCUGCAGCUGAUGACAUCAAGCCAUGUCCACGAUGUGCUGCCUACAUAAUCAAGAUGAAUGACGGCAGCUGUAACCACAUGACAUGUGCCGUCUGUGGCUGCGAGUUCUGUUGGCUCUGCAUGAAGGAAAUCUCAGAUCUGCACUACCUGAGUCCAUCAGGCUGUACCUUCUGGGGUAAGAAGCCAUGGAGCAGGAAGAAGAAGAUUCUGUGGCAAUUGGGAACACUUGUUGGCGCCCCAGUCGGCAUCGCACUCAUAGCUGGCAUUGCUAUCCCCGCCAUGAUUAUUGGCAUUCCUGUGUACAUUGGGAGGAAGAUCCACAACCGUUAUGAAGGGAAAGAUAUAUCGAACCACAAGAGGAACCUGGUGAUUGCGGGUGGUGUGACUCUCUCUAUCAUUGUGUCUCCAGUGGUGGCUGCAGUCACUGUUGGCAUUGGUGUUCCCAUAAUGCUUGCCUAUGUCUACGGAGUGGUGCCUAUCUCUCUGUGUCGAAGCGGAGGCUGCGGAGUUUCAACUGGGAACGGCAAAGGAGUUCGGAUAGAGUUUGACGAUGAAAACGAUAUGAAUGUUGGCAGUGGAGCUGCAGCCACUGAUACCACAUCAGUGGCAGACAACCGGAACGAUCCCAGCAUAGGUGAAGGGAGUGUUGGGGGAUUGACUGGCAGCCUGAGUGCCAGUGGCAGCCACAUGGAUCGUCUGGGGGCCAUCAGGGACAACCUUAGCGAGACGGCUUCCACCAUGGCCUUGGCUGGCGCUAGCAUCACUGGCAGCCUGUCUGGCAGUGCCAUGGUUAAUUAUUUAAACAGGCUGGAGGUGCAGGCCGAUGUGCAGAAGGAGCGGUGCAGUCUCAGUGGGGAAUCUGGCACCGUUAGCCUGGGUACAAUUAGUGACAAUGCUAGCACCAAAGCAAUGGCUGGAUCCAUUCUUAACUCCUAUGUGCCCCUUGACAGAGAUGGGAACAGCAUGGAGGUCCAGGUUGACAUUGAAUCCAAGCCUAGCAAACUACGGCACCACAGUGGCAGCAGCAGUGUAGAUGACGGCAGCCAUGUUGGCCGCUGUGGCUGGGUCUGCCCCUCCAACGGCUGCACCUCCUCAGAAGGCAAGGGAACCUCUGCCAAGUGGGCCAAAGAGAGCUGCUGCUCCUCAUCCACGUCGGGGGGGAAAAAGAGCAAAGGCAAGCUGCGCAAAAAAGGCUGCGGAGGCACCAAGAUCAACGAGACGCGGGAAGACAUGGACGCUCAGCUGCUGGAGCAGCGUAGCACCAACUCAUCGGAGUUCGACUCCCCUUCACUGAGCGGCAGCCUGCCCUCGGUGGCCGACUCCCACUCCAGCCACUUCUCGGAGUUCAGCUGUUCCGACCUGGAGAGCAUGAAGACGUCCUGUAGCCACGGCUCCAGCGGGGGCGAUUACCACACUCGCUUCGCCACGGUCAGUCCCUUGCCCGAGGUGGAGAACGACCGCUUGGAGACCUGCCCCGCUUCUUCAUCCUCCUUCACCCAGGGACAAGGAGCUGUGAUCACUCCCCACUCGCCAACCUCCACCACCUCCUCCCUGGGCCACGGCGCGGAGCUUUCCCCUCGGUGCGUCAUCGCAGAGGAGAACGUCAACCUGUGCCCCAGUGAACUGGACCCUCACAGCGUCACCGGAGAGCUGCUGAAAGAAACCAACAACAACCAUCAACCACAACAGCAGCCUAAGAACUCAUGUAUACAGACUGACAUAUAAGAUCUCAAUACCUUAAGUGCUGCACAGACGCAGAUUUUAUUUAACAUUCUUUCAUCCACUCAACUAACAAUCCUAGUUUACCAUUUAACCUGUAUUUUCUGUUAUUCCUCCAUAAGAGGGAUGUGCUAUUUUGAAAAGCCUGUCCUUUAUAACUAGCAAACCUUUAAGUAAAACAGUACCGUCAGAAAGGCUCGUAGAGUGGAGUGAGCGACCUGCUGACAGGUUCUCCACAGUUCACGCUCACGGGCCACUCGUCACACUGACUUGGCUGCUGUCACAUCAAUCUGUGUAGGGUAAAGAAAACCACUGUGCCAGAUUUGCAAGUAUUUGACUUUUCGGGCUCUACAAUGCAGAUGCAGCCCCGAGUAGGAGUCUUGUUGUUACAGUUUUCCACUAGUUCACUCAAACAGGGACCAGGCAAUAUGAGUCACUAUUUCCUCUUUAUUUUUCCAUGCGACACUGAGAGAGGAACCUUCGUGUUCUCGUCUGCAGUUGUUUUACUUUGCCCCCUGUAUGUUUGUUUGAAAUCCACCCUCAGCUGUAUAAUUAGAAGGCCUUUACUGGACAUCCUGAAUCAUUUUAGCAGUAAAAUCGAUGGGUCUCUUUUGAUGGACUCGCACAUAGAUGUAGUCCCACUGUGUGGGCUGGUGUUUGGCAACCACUGAGUUUAGACUUGUAGCCUAAAACUUUCAGUGCAUUCUUUUAGUGCUAAAAUGACUUGGAAGCACAGGUUUAUUUCUGUGGAGGGACUUGGUAAGAUGCCAGGUCUCUGGAAGGCCACAGCUGUCGAUGUAACACUGAAAGUCAUGAUUACAUGAACCAGUGGGUCAGUUCUGUGAAACUCUACAAAUCAAAUGUUUCUGUCCUGUUAAACAGUGACAUAUUGACAGAUGGUCUCGCCUCACUGAGUGAAGAGAGCUUUGACAUCUUUCUUUGUCAACUCACGGUGCCUUCAAGAAGCUGUUCAUGUUUGUCUUUCUCUCCACUGUGUCUCAAAAGAACAGCAGCUGUUAUAGGUCACAGAAUGUCUGUGUUGGAACGAGGCACAUUCACACACACAUGAAACCCAGACUUUUGAGUAGCCUACCAAAGACAUCUCUCAGGCUCUUGUUCAGUCUUAUACCUUUUGACUUGUAACCUGUUGACACAGAGAAGACCAGCUUUCUACAGACACACGAACUGAUGUUCCCAACAUGCUUCACAAAUACUCUACACAAGUAAGUGAGGCCGAGGCAACUGCACUGUUACCUGUAUUACUGUUCUGCACUGCACAAGGUUCAUAGGAAUGCAUAGGUUUCAAGGGGUUACAUUCUCUGUUGAUUUGUCCUGUGACUCCUGUUUUGUGCUGCCAAUCGGUGCUGCUGACCAGACUUGAAGUCAGUUUCUGUUCUCAACUUUUCCUUUUAUAGUGUUUGCCUAAGCCUGUCUUUUCCACUCAGUGCUCUGCUUUGUUUGAGACCACUGAGUCGGUUCAGAUGCACCCACUACUAUGUAGGUAAAAGCAUCUUGAAUGGUGUUUCGACCCAGGUCUGUUAGUGAAUGAACACUAGGUUUGGUUGGAUGAGGCUACUUGCUGCAGUCCUCACCCCUCAUUAAAACAAAAGGUUUUGUUCCUUCACCCAGAUUCUGUAUUCUCUUUUUUUUUUACCAAAUGUCUAGUUUCUUGUUUCUAAUUUCAACACUAGUGCCAGAUAUAAUUCGUGCAGAAAGGCAUAAGGUAUUUGUAUAUUUGUUUGGUAAUUUGCUUUACAAUAUGCGUGUAAAUGCAUAUCACAAAAUAAAAAAGUAUGUAUCAAAA